Messenger RNA from Dioscorea cayenensis subsp. rotundata (Guinea yam), 961 nucleotides. RefSeq names its product methylesterase 17-like. The record is from RefSeq and is a predicted model, not a curated record. Gene Ontology annotation, molecular function: methyl indole-3-acetate esterase activity; methyl salicylate esterase activity; methyl jasmonate esterase activity. Bases 43 to 834 code for a protein of 263 amino acids. NCBI's taxonomy places the organism in Eukaryota, Viridiplantae, Streptophyta, Magnoliopsida, Dioscoreales, Dioscoreaceae. The transcript has 4 exons. Gene Ontology annotation, biological process: salicylic acid metabolic process; jasmonic acid metabolic process.
AGUCCAAGCCACAGUGUUUCAUUGCUCCAUUUCCAGAGACACAUGGAAAUGGCACAAGUGAUUCAGAAGCAACACUUCGUUCUUGUUCAUGGCGCUGGCCAUGGCGCAUGGUGCUGGUACAAGCUCCGCUAUCACCUUCAGAGCUCCGGCCACAAAGUCUCCUGCUUGGACCUCGCUGGCGCUGGUAUUGAUCCCUCUGACCCCAACUCUCUCCUCUCCUUCAAUGACUACAACCAACCCCUCUCCCAUUUCCUCUCCUCCUUGCCUCCCAAUCACAAGGUGGUUUUGGUCGGGCAUAGUUCUGGAGGGCUGAGUUUGACUCAGGCUUUGCAUGAAUUUGGGGACAAGAUCUCUCUUGCCAUUUUCGUUGCUGCCACAAUGCUUCCAUUUGGGAUCCUCACUGAGCAGGACGCCCGUGAUGUGGUUGCAGAUUUAUCUGAAUAUGGAGAUAUAUGCGAGUACAAUUACGGCAGGGGCCCUGAUGAUCCACCAACAACUGUGUAUUUGAAGAAAGAGUUCCAACGGAAAAUCUUAUAUCAGAUGAGCCCAGAAGAGGAUUCAAUACUUGCUUCAAUGCUGUUGCGUCCAAGCUCAAAAAUAGCCUUCAAAACAGCAAAGUUCUCAGGCGGAGAUGUUGAAAGAGUGCGGCGAGUAUAUAUAAAGACUAUGAAUGAUAGAAUGGUGAAGCCAGAGCAGCAAGAUGGCAUGAUCAGAAAGUGGCCACCAAGUGAAGUUAUGACUAUAAACACAGAUCACAGUCCUUUCUUCUCAGCCCCUGAGGAGCUUUGCAGAUUGAUACUUAAGGCCUCAAACUCCAGCUUAGCAGCUAAAUAAAGCCAUUCUCUAGAGUAGGAACACCCUUUAAGAGAUUUGUGUAGUACUCCUCCUGAUACAUUAUCUCAAUAAUGCUAUUUUAUUUUAUUUAUUUUAUUUUUGAGUUAUUUCAACGGAUCUUUGGCUA